ACACGAAAUGAAACGUCAAUCAAAUUCACAGUGAGUAGACAGAAGAAGAAAAAAGAGUGUAGCUAUGUUGAUCGCAAAAUAAAAUUCCAAAAUCAAGAAGAAGAAAAUUAUAUUGUUGUAAAUUAAUAUUUAAAAAUAAAUUUGUUCGUUUUUUUAAAUUAUCUGUGGAGUAUAAGUAAAAUCGAUCCAAAUGUCUCGGCAUCGUGCAGUUCGAACUAUGAAUUAUUCGGAUGAAUAUGAUGCGUACGAUGAUAUCUAUGGUCAUUCGGUGGAUGAUGAGUCACCUAUUUCACCAACCGACGCUCAACAGUGGAUGUACGAUCGAAAUCGAGGCCAACAGAGUAUUGCAUCAUUCAUCACGAAUAAUCAUGACAUCAAAGAGGAGACGGACGAGGAAUCUGAAUCCAUGGCAGACGAACUACACAAAAAACUGCGCAGAGACUCUGAUACUUUUGAAAUGCCAACACUCAGUGAGGAUGAACAAGUGUUGUUGGACUCGUGCAUGGAUGAAAUUCGGAAUGUAGUCGGUGAUACAGUUUCGGAACGGCAGCUGGUUGAGGCUAUCAUGGCUCACAAAUUUGACUGUACCAAAGCACUAGAUGCGAUAUUGAAUAAUUCUUCGUCCGAAUCGGCAAUCACAUCGACCUCAUCACAACCGCCAAUGGAAACAGGUAUUGGAUCGAGAUUGCUCGAAAAAUCACAGAAACAAAAUCAGACUCCACAGUUUCAAGCGGUCAAAGCAACACUCAAUGUAUCGAAAAAAGGUUUCGAUAUCAGUUCGCCACGUCUUCAAUCACCGGCCGCCUCUGGUCGAAACACUCCCGUUGGCUUAUUUGAAGAUGGACCAAAAUCAUCCCAGAAGACCAAGGAACAGUUGAGUCAAGACGCCAAGGACUUGUUCGAAAAGGAACGUGGCAAUGAAAAACCACACAUCCAUCUAGUAGUGAUAGGGCACGUGGACGCGGGAAAGAGCACGUUGUUGGGUCACACAUUAUUCGACUUGGGAUAUGUGUCGCAAAAAGCAAUGCACAAACAUGAGCAGGAAAGCAAGAAAGUGGGCAAGCAAAGCUUCAUGUAUGCAUGGGUCUUGGAUGAGACUAGCGAAGAACGCUCACGAGGUAUCACAAUGGAUGUUGGUGUGCUUGUAUUUGAAACCGAAUCAAAAGCAGUGACUCUCUUGGAUGCACCGGGUCACAAAGAUUUCAUACCGAAUAUGAUAUCUGGGGCGACACAAGCCGAUGUCGCUUUGCUCGUUGUUGAUGCUACUAAGGGCGAAUUUGAAACUGGAUUUGAGCAAGGCGGACAAACAAGAGAACAUGCUCUUCUAGUGAGAUCAUUGGGCGUAAGUCAAUUGGGUGUUGUUAUAAAUAAAAUGGAUACAGUAAAUUGGCAGCAAGAGCGAUUCGAUGAAAUCGUCGGCAAGUUGAAAUCAUUUUUGCGUCAGGCAGGAUUUAAGGAAUCAGAUGUCAGCUACAUUCCAUGCAGCGGAAUGACCGGUGAGAACUUGGUAAAGCCACCGACAGAACCACAGCUGUUAUCUUGGUACAAUGGUCCAACACUAAUUAGUGUAAUAGAUAAAUUCCGAGUACCUGAGCGACCGGUUGAGAAAGCGCUUCGCGUAUCCGUGACAGAUAUUUUUAAAGGUAUAUCUGGUCAGUGUGUUACUGGGCGCAUCGAAACGGGUGUGCUACGACGCAAUGACAUCGUUCUGGUGUGUCCAAUCAAAGAGCAGGCGACCGUUAAACAGAUCAAUAUUGACGAAACCAAUUCGAUUACGACUGCAUUUGCUGGUGACCAAGUGACAAUUACGGUCUCUGGAAUCGAUGCAUCAAACAUAACCGUCGGUUCGGUUAUUUGUCAUACAAAAGAUGUGGUGCCAAUUGCAACACGUUUCCAGGCUCGAAUCAUUGUGUUUAAUAUUAAGAUGCCCAUUACAAAUGGAUAUCCGGUUGUGUUGCAUCUUAAUUCACUUGUCGAAGCGGCCGUAAUUACUAAGCUUAAAUCGCAAUUGCAUAAAGUAACUGGUGAAAUAAUGAAAAAGAACCCACGUUGCCUAAGCAAUAAUUCGUGUGCAUUGGUUGGGAUUGAAGUGAGUCGACCAAUUUGUAUUGAAAAGUACGCGAAAUUCAAAGAACUUGGCCGUGUCGCGCUGCGUGUUGGUGGUGUCACUAUCGCUGCUGGCCUGGUCACCAAAAUCAUGAAAUAAAGUUGCAUUUUGUACAGAAAUCUCCCUUUUUUUAAAUAAUAAUAAAAGAAACACGUUCCGCAAAAUGUGUAAGAGACGAAAUGAAACAAAACAAAAAGGGCGUUUUCUUUUUCAUUGUAAUUUUAUCACAUCUAAAAUUCAAAUCGAGAUAAAAUAAAAUAUUUGUAUUUGAUUAACAAAGAAA
Sitodiplosis mosellana (orange wheat blossom midge) is the source of this 2390-nucleotide messenger RNA. It is a transcript of the gene HBS1, whose product is annotated as protein HBS1. Gene Ontology annotation, molecular function: GTPase activity; GTP binding. The record is from RefSeq and is a predicted model, not a curated record. The coding region runs from base 191 to 2206 and encodes 671 amino acids. Gene Ontology annotation, biological process: translation. The transcript is spliced from 7 exons. Lineage: Eukaryota; Metazoa; Arthropoda; Insecta; Diptera; Cecidomyiidae.